Molecule: messenger RNA, 1329 nt
Organism: Penicillium daleae
Lineage: Eukaryota; Fungi; Ascomycota; Eurotiomycetes; Eurotiales; Aspergillaceae
Product: putative MFS monocarboxylate transporter
Exons: 3
Coding region: 1-1329 (442 amino acids)
Biological process (GO): transmembrane transport
Cellular component (GO): fungal-type vacuole membrane
Molecular function (GO): transmembrane transporter activity
Source: RefSeq, a predicted model, not a curated record
AUGGCUGAGAAGGCGACAUUACCCGAACCCGAAAAUGCAGCCGAUAAUGUACAAGCCGUGUCAACGGUCGCGGAACAAGGCCAGUCAAACCAAUCGAGCGACGAUGGAGCCAAGCGGAGAAUUAAUGGGGGCACGCUGGCAUGGUUGAAUGUAUUGGCCGGGUUCUGCGUUUUUGUGAAUUCUUGGGGAGUUUUGACGACUUUUGGCGCUUUUCAAGAGUACUACCAGACUGAACUGCUGCCGGAUCAAUCGCCCUCUGCGAUUUCCUGGGUGGGCAGCAUUCAAGCAACGUUAAUCCCUAUGGUCGGUCUGGUAUCGGGGCCGUUGGUUGACUCGGGAUAUUUGCGCCCGUUGAUGAUCUCGGGGAGUUUCCUUACAGUCUUUGGAUUAAUGAUGACUAGCCUUGCGACGGAGUACUAUCAGGUUCUUCUAGCGCAAGGCUUCUGCGUCGGCAUGGGCGGUGGAAUUAGCUAUAUCCCAGCGUUGACUAUGGUCUCCACGAGUUUCACCACAAAACGGCCAAUAGCCAUUGGUAUAGCAUCGAUUGGAUCCAGCGUCGGGGCCGUCAUCUUCCCAGUCAUGUUUCGCCAACUGCAGCCCAAGGUUGGGUUCCCCUGGGCAGUCCGGAGCAUUGGUUUCGUGACUCUUCUAAUGGCCAUUGUCGCAUGUGGCAUUCUAUGCCGCCAACCAGUUCUUAAAACACGCGCCCGAAGUCUAAUCGACUGGACUGCUUUCCGAGAUAUUCCUUUUAUGCUUUUCUCAGUCUCGUUGACCUGCGUGAUGCUGGCAUAUUAUGUGCCUAUCUUUUAUGUCGCCUCGUACGCUCGCACCGUGAUCCACACGACAACAAGCCUCUCCUUCUACAUGGUCGCGAUUGUCAAUGGAACAUCCGUGGUCGGUCGCGUUGUUCCUUACCUUCUCGUCGCCUACGUGAAACCAAUUACAAUCGUGGUUCUUGGCGUUAUGGGUUCAGCCAUUGCCAUGUUCACCUGGAUUGCGGUAUCCAAUAUCCCAGGCUUCAUCGUUUGGGCUUGCUACUGGGGUAGCUUAAGUGGUAUUCUUGUGACUGGGCCGACUUCAAUCGUUGCCCACCCAAUCUUUUGUCCGGACGUCAAGCUCACGGGCACUCGUCUGGGCAUGAUGUGGGGAAUAUCUUCUUUCGGGGCGCUGGCAGGAACACCAGUCGCAGGUGCGUUAGUCAACUUGAAUACUGCAGAUUUCCUACAUGCUCAGGUGUUUGCCGGGUGUGUGAUGGUUGGGGCCGUCCUGUUGCAACUAUGGCCUGCCUUUAGGGUGAUGCAAUAUGAUCGAAAUCAUUCACGGAAAUAG